AUGGGAGCACAGCAGAGUACUGGAGGGCGUACCUUCGCACUACAGUCAGAAGAGCAAGAGCAGGAUCCCUCUGUGAUCCAAGAACUUUCGGGUUUACCACCUCAAAGAGAGAUAGACUUCUCUAUAGAACUUCAACCGGGAACAACACCAAUCUCCAUGGCACCGUAUCAAAUGGCCCCUGCAGAACUAAAGGAGUUUAAGACCCAAUUGCAAGAGCUGUUAGACAAAGGAUUCAUCCGACCAAGUAUAUCACCAUGGGAAGCGCCUGCAUUGUUCGUGAAGAAGAAAGAGGGAACACUUCCGCUGUGUAUUGACUAUAGGAAGUUAAACCAAGUCAAGGCUACCAUAGUUAAGGAUUCGGGAGGAGGAUAUCGCCAAGGUAGCCUUCUGUACCAGAUACGGACACUACGAGUUUGUGGUGAUGCAGUUUGGACUGACCAACGCUCCAGCAGGAGGAGCACGAGGAACACCUUGGAUAGUGCUACAAUAUCCAAGGAAGGAAUAGCGGUGGAUGAAAGUAAAGUUGAAGCAGUAUUGAAUUGGAAACAGCCAACCUCGAAAGGAGUGAAGCUGGAUUGGAAUGAAGCCUGUGAGAAAUCCUUUCAAGAGUUGAAGAAGAAACUGACCAGUGCACCGAUACUCAUCAUUUCCGAGCGGGGUGUAGAUUAUACGGUUUAUUGCGACGCGUCAAGAGAUGGCUUGGGAUGCGUGCUGAUGCAGAAUGGAAAAGCUGUGGCCUACGGAUCCCGACAACUUCGACCGCAUGAGAAGAAUUAUCCUACUCAUGAUCUUGAUUUGGCUACAGUAGUAUUCGCCCUCAAAAGCUGGCAUUACUAUCUGUGGGGAGAACAAUUCGAAGUUUUCACCGACCACAAGAGGCUUAAAUAUCUAUUCAACUCUCAAAAGGAGUUGAACCUGAGAUAG
Messenger RNA from Rhododendron vialii, 924 nucleotides. RefSeq lists its product as uncharacterized. Lineage: Eukaryota; Viridiplantae; Streptophyta; Magnoliopsida; Ericales; Ericaceae. The record is from RefSeq and is a predicted model, not a curated record. The transcript is spliced from 6 exons. The coding region runs from base 1 to 924 and encodes 307 amino acids.